This is a messenger RNA of Aureobasidium pullulans EXF-150, 1578 nucleotides long. Its product is annotated as tetrapyrrole biosynthesis, porphobilinogen synthase. Gene Ontology annotation, biological process: heme biosynthetic process. Gene Ontology annotation, molecular function: zinc ion binding; porphobilinogen synthase activity. The record is from RefSeq and is a predicted model, not a curated record. Gene Ontology annotation, cellular component: cytosol. The transcript is spliced from 2 exons. NCBI's taxonomy places the organism in Eukaryota, Fungi, Ascomycota, Dothideomycetes, Dothideales, Saccotheciaceae. Bases 162 to 1301 code for a protein of 379 amino acids.
CUCGCGAUAAUCGUCGCCAAUUGACCUUGUACCCCGCCAAAGACACGAAUUGAAACAAGAAGUGACGUUAUACACGACCGCCGAACCAUCUCCGUCGCCGCAAAUCAUCUUUCUCUCCUACAAGUGACUCGCCGUCACCAAGACACAACACAACACACAUCAUGUCGUUCUCAUCACUCGUAUCUGAUCUCACAUACCGCGACCGCAACGGCGGUGCUGACGAUAGAAGAUCCACCGUGUCACGACAGGUAUCUACCAUGUCGCGCGCCCGCUCUUACGCCAGCACCGCAGCCACCAGCGUCAGCAUCACCGGAGACAUCUCCAGUCAACUUCACGGUGGUUACAGCCAUCCCCUUGCCCGCGCAUGGCAGGCUGAGCGCCAGUUGACCAAAUCAAUGCUCAUCUACCCCCUGUUCAUCACCGACAACCCAGACGAGGAGACUCUGAUUCCUUCAUUGCCUGGCCAGUACCGCCGUGGCCUGAACAAGCUCGUACCUUUCCUCCGUCCUCUGAUGGCAAAGGGUCUCAAAUCAGUCAUCCUGUUCGGUGUUCCUCUUCAACCUGAAGCAAAGGACGCUCUGGGCACCUCCGCCGAUGACCCGACCGGCCCCGUCAUCGCUUCGAUACGUCUGCUUCGCAAGGCUUUCCCUUCACUCUUCAUCACCGCCGAUGUAUGUCUUUGUGAGUACACCAGCCAUGGCCACUGCGGUAUCCUGCGUGAGGAUGGCAGUCUGAACAACGCCCUCUCGGUCGACCGCAUCUCGGACGUCGCCAUGGCCUACGCUGAAGCCGGUGCCCACUGUGUUGCUCCCUCAGAUAUGAACGACGGUCGCAUCCGCGCCAUCAAGCUGAAGCUCAUCGAAGCUGGAAUUGCACACAAGGUUGUCCUCAUGUCUUACUCGGCCAAGUUCAGCGGCUGUCUGUACGGUCCCUUCCGCGAUGCUGCUGGCAGCACUCCCUCGUUCGGAGACAGACGCUGCUACCAACUCCCCCCUGGCGGCCGCGGUCUCGCUCGCAGAGCCAUCAUACGCGACAUCAACGAAGGUGCCGACAUCAUCAUGGUCAAGCCCGCCUCUCAAUACCUCGACAUUAUCAGUGACGCAAAAGAGAUUGGCAAGGACUUGCCUGUUGCCGCAUACCAGGUCAGUGGUGAGUACGCCAUGAUCUGCGCUGCCGCCAAGGCUGGUGUCUUCGAUCUCAAGACUAUGGCUUUCGAGGCCACUGAGGGCAUUCUCCGUGCUGGCGCAAGCAUUGUGGUCUCGUACUUCACUCCCGACUUCCUGGACUGGCUCGACAACUAGAUCACAGGACACAAAGAUCUCGGGAUACUGGCUAUCCUGCCUUUGCUAAUGUGUUUCGGUGACCUGUCGCUUUUCUUUUCGCAUGUCCUUCUCAAAAAGGGACUGGAGUUCUAUUCAAGGAUGGGGUAGGCGUUUUCUCCGAGGCUCAUCGAUAGCCUUUUGCUUCUUCUCUGAGCGAUUUCUCCCUUGACUUUACUUUUCUUGUUUGCUUCUUUCGCCGUCUCUGGCUUUGCUGUAACGAUACCAAAAAGAAUACCAACGAACCAUCUCGACUCUA